Molecule: messenger RNA, 438 nt
Organism: Penicillium argentinense
Lineage: Eukaryota; Fungi; Ascomycota; Eurotiomycetes; Eurotiales; Aspergillaceae
Exons: 1
Coding region: 1-438 (145 amino acids)
Source: RefSeq, a predicted model, not a curated record
AUGACUGGGGUGUUGAAGUGUCACCGAUGCGGUCAAAAUGACCACAUUGCAUCGGCGUGCCAGUCCGGGGUCGUCGAUGCUGUGGAUCGACUCCGCCGGGAGUUGCGGGAUGAUAUGAACGAAGUGAGGGGAUUGUUCCAGGAAAUGCAGCAGCGAAUGGAAUCUCAGCAGCAGCUGGAGCAAGAGAGGUGGGACUAUGUUCUUUCGGGUCAGUAUCCAUCGUCUCCUGGAUCUCAAUACAUGCCUAACGUUAGGAACUCUGCAGAGGUCGCUGCUCUGCGCGUCCGCUCGGCCCCGCGGGUUCCUGCCCAACUCCAGCAUCAGCGCCGCAUGAAAGCGCUGAAGAGGAAGCGUGCCGAGGAGGAGAAGAAGAAUGAGGAGGAAGAGGAGGAGCAGAAGAAGAAGGAGGGUGACAAGGAGAAGCAGGAUGGUGCUUAA